Messenger RNA from Pseudovirgaria hyperparasitica, 2865 nucleotides. RefSeq lists its product as uncharacterized. The record is from RefSeq and is a predicted model, not a curated record. The transcript is spliced from 9 exons. Lineage: Eukaryota; Fungi; Ascomycota; Dothideomycetes; Acrospermales; Acrospermaceae. Gene Ontology annotation, molecular function: protein binding; ADP binding. The coding region runs from base 1 to 2865 and encodes 954 amino acids.
AUGGCAACUUAUGAUGAGAUCUAUGUGCAAUCUUGGCAGGAAGCACUGAAGAAGUGCGAAAGAGUUCUAGAGAAACACGACCAUGACCGCGCUCUCCGGGUCAAAUCUUUGCAGAAUUUUCGUACAGAGCUGAAUUCUCUCUUGACUGAAUUUCCUGAUGAGGAGCCAAGGAGGGCUAUCACGUUGAUACAGCCAACAUUAGAUCACUACGAAAUCUUCGCUCAGAAUUUUGUCAACAUGAUGCAAAAUCCCGUUGAUACUAGUAUGAUGUGGGGUCUACUUUUCAUCGUUUUCAAGCUCGCUCUCGGUAGUACUGGACCACUUAGCCCACUGAGACGGGUGAGCAGAUGGUUGGAAAAGAUCGGGCACAAGCUUAGGACCUCAAAUGAUUGCUCCGACCGGAUCAUAGAUGUAGAGAAAGUCAAAGGUGAUACGGUUGAAGUCAAUAAAGAGAUCGUAUUACUCUGGCUAAAUGUGAUUAUGACCUUCAGGCUUCAAGGUGGUCGUGAAACUCAGCUUGACGACUGCACAUGGGAAAGUCUGACACGCUUUUAUAACACCGCUUAUCAGAACAUCGACGAUGCGAUUAAGCGGAUUGAGAAAGUCGCGGACAUGGCGGAGAGACAAGCACGCCAUAUGAACGAGCUCGCCCUCUUCCAGCGUUUGCUAACUUUGGAAGAGACGAGAAAUGAAGAAGCUAAUCUAGAGUGUGAUACGCUUCCUGUAGCGCAAAACAAGCAGUUCUUUGGGCGCAAAGAUAUACUUCAUAAGCUGGAUGAACAUUUAAGCCCAACGAAUACCACUGCUCGAUUGGCGUCCAUUGCUCUCUACGGGCUAGGUGGUAUCGGAAAGACACAAACCGCUCUCGCAUAUGCUUACUCCAAACUUCAUGACUUCGAUGUUGUGCUUUGGAUUUCUGCAGAGGACUCUUAUUCUGUUCAGCAAGGCUUCAGUCGUGCGGCGCUGGAGGCUCUCAAGCUUCCUCAAGCAAAGCCUCACGCAUACCAAGAGAACAUGAUUCUCGUUCUCAAUUGGCUGCAAAAGACUUCUGCGAAAUGGCUUCUGAUAUUUGACAAUGUUGAUAGUCAUGAGGUCAUUGACGACUGUUGGCCAGCAGCUAAACAUGGUUCAAUUCUUGUAACGACAAGAGACGUAGUUGUUGCAACGUUGCCCAUUGAGACCGGUGUUGAGGUCAGCGAGUUUGAGCCAAAAGAAGGAGCUGAAUUUCUUAUCCACACCACGCCCAGGAGGCGACGUAUGGACGGCGAGUUCUCUGCUGCCCAUCAGAUAGCAAGCAAUCUUGGAGGGCUACCCCUGGCACUAAACCAGAUGGCUGCACUGAUCAACGCGCGAAAUUAUUCUCUUGCAGACUUCAGCGCUUUGUACAGCAGAAACAGCCAAAGACUUCACAAAGAAAAAAGGAACGGAUACAAGUAUUUAGGGUACAACUACAGCUUGGACACAGUCUGGGAAUUGUCCUUCAAUGCCCUCGGCGAUGAAGCUCGAGCUUGUCUUGGGGUGUUGAGCUUCUUGGCUGCUGAUUCAGCGCCCAUUGCAUUGUUCACAGACGUUGAACCUGGCAAUUUACCAGACAUACUGUCAUUCUGUAAGGAUGAGCUCAGUUUUGAUGAUGCCCUAGAGCAGCUCACGCAUCACGCGCUCAUUCGGAAGAACAUAGAUGAGGGAACUUUCCGGAUACAUCGACUAGUACAAUCUGAGUACCGAUCCAGGAUGGAGAAUCCGCAAGAACAGUUUGAAGCAGCCACCAGACUUCUUCUAGAGAAGUUCCCGCCCGAGCGGUCCAACCAAUAUAACGAUGAAGAGUGGCUGAUAUACGAAAGAUAUAUCCCCUCAGUACUGGCCCUAGUUCGUGAUUACAAUGAUUCACAGAAGAACAAAAGUCGCAUAAAGCCCAACAUGAACUUCGUCAAACUCCUCGCAAAUGCGGUCAAUGCGAUACAUGAUAACGAUACUACGAACGUGAUACCUGGCCUGCUGGACACUUCAGAUGACGCGUACUCGAAAUGUUCAGAUGAUGAACGGGAUCGCUUACUGUUGGCUUUUCUGUUAUCCCUUAAAUGUAUGCACCAUUUCUCGACAGCAGAAUUUGCGAGGGCAGAGAAAGAAAUGACUGAAGGGCUCGAGAUUCGGUUGAGGCUGCUAGAUCCAGAUGACCUGCUCAUUUCACUUUCAUACAGCUGGCUUGGUAUGGCCGUCGGUGCUCAGUUAAGAUAUGCCGAGGGUCUCGAUUGGCUCCUCAAAGCGGGAGAAGUCCUCGAUGGCCCAGCCGGAAAGAUACCGACUCGACGGAUGGUGUGGGGCUACAACAUAGCAUGCAAUUACUACUGCAUGGGUCGCUUUGAAGAAGCUGAAAGACACCUUGCCAACGCUCUGGCUGACGCUGACAGGCUAGGAAGCUGGUACAUGCAUGUAUAUGGGCAUCUAACCUACACGUCACUCCGAACGCGUAUGAGGGACUUUAAGAGCGCACAACGUCAUGUACACAAAGCUAAAGAGGUUCUCGAGAUUUCAGGAAGCUCGGCACGCUUUAGCUGGCUGAGCUCUUACUGUGCUUAUCGAGCUGGCGAUGUAGCGUUCCAUCAAGGUCGGGUGGCCGUUGCUAUAGAAGAGUCGGAAAAGGCUAUAGCCAUUGGAAAGUUAACUAAAGUACCAGCUAGUAUCCUAGCUCGGUGUACGCAUGCUUACUCUAAAGCCCUUGCUUGCGAUGCGACCCGGCGUGAGGACUCAGAACGACAACGGCAAGAGGCACGGAGAUUACGAACACAGAUUCCAGGUGGAGGAGGUGACUUGGAUGACGAAAGCGAUGAAGCGUUUGAAAGACUCAUAAAGAUGGACCAUCGUUAA